UAUAAGCACACAUUAGAAGGCCUUUCUUCUGAAAUGCAGUAGCGUCGGUAACUCAGUUAGUGCAGUUUGGCGCGCCGUGGACGCUGGCCGGCACAUUGUGUUCUCGAAGAUGGUGUGCAAAGUCGCGCCAAAGGAGACGCCGUCCCGAGGCACGGGAGAGCAGGAUGCACAAGAAAUCGCCGACUAUGAAACCGCUUUGGAUGCGGCCGGUUACGGCCGCUUCAGUCGCAGCGUGCUCGGCGCGUGCGCGUGCGCAUUCUUCACAACGGGCGUGCAGAACUGCGUCAUGUCGUACGUGCUGCCGGCGGCGAGGUGUGAACUCAAGCUGACCACGUACCAGGCGGGCUUGAUCAACAUGGCAUUUAUGAGUGGUGGCGUUGCAAGCGCAUUUUUCUGGGGCAUCGUUGCUGAUGUCUUUGGAAGGAAGAAUAUUCUAAGCAUGACACUGCUGGUUGAUUCUACGAUACUACUUGCUCAAAGCACGAUAUCAGAUUACCGCCUUCUGUUAGCCGCGAGGUCUAUUAAUGGUUUUCUGAUCGGUGGUCCAUCAACUCUGGUAUUCACAUAUCUAUCAGAUUUGGUUGGAUACAAACGAAGACAGUUUUACCUGGAUAUAACCGGCAUGAGCUUCGUGGCAGCUUGGCUGAUAUUACCAGCAAUCGCAUGGCUAGUGAUACCAAUUAAACUGACCGGCUACACGACCUUGCUGCCCAUAUAUUCCUGGCGCCUGUACCUGGCUCUGGGUAGUAUACCAGGCUUCUUAUCCGGUAUAUGGGUCCUGUUCCUGCCUGAGAGCCCGAGAUUACUCUCUGACACAAAUAGAAGCGACAGGGCGUUAAAGAUAAUGGCGUAUAUCAGUAAAUGUAAUAAGGGUCCCUCGGCCGAAUUUAAGGUCCAGAAGCUCAUUCAGGACAACAUUUUCAUGACGAAAACCCUGAGUGGAGAUCAGAGUAGGACCAGGGCAUUAUUUAUUGGCGUUUUGAAGGAUCUUAAGAUGUUCAUUUCCAAGAUGUACGCCGUCAAGUCCAGCCUUAUAUUAUUCGUGUUCUUCGCUAACAUGGCCGCUGGUUUCGGCUUGAAUCUUUGGAUCCCAGAACUGCUCCUCCGAAUGCAAAGUAAUGUAGGCAAAACGUGUCCGAUGAAUCAAUCUUUACCCGAGAAUGCGAUGCUGUUCAACGCAAGUAACAUUCCAUGGAAAGACAUUCCUAAGAUCAGCGAUGAUUAUUCUAAACCAGAAGUUGAUAAAUUUAACUCGAGUUUGGAUAUCGUUCAUGCAGAAAAAUGCGAUGAAAAUAUAAAUGAUUCAGUGUUCACGUCGGGUCUCAUAGUGGGCGCGUGUUGCGUCAUCGGUAACGCGGCGUGCGCGCUGGUGUCGUCACGCGGCGGCGCUGGCGUGCGGCGCGCGGCGGCGCUCUGCGCGCUGGCGUGCGCACUCGCCUGCGUGUGUCUGGCGGCGUGCGUGUGCGCGUGCACCGCCUCCUCCCACUUGGCAGUGGCGGCUGCGGCCGUGCUCAACGCUGCCUCGCUCAAUGGGAAUGUGCUGUUAAUAAGAUUAUUACUUCAUGCACUUCCGGCUAAAUUAGGUGGCUUAGGUGUGUGCUGGGGAGCAUGGUGGGGUCGCGCAGGGGGAGUUGCUUCAAACCUAGCAGUGGGCGUGUUGCUGGACUACUCGUGUCCAGCACCCUUCAUAUCAGUCGCCGCGUUGCUAGCACUGUCAAUCGGUGCAAUCAUGAUGAUAAAAUUAGAAGAGCUUAAAGUUAUAGACGUGAGUAAGACUGAAGCAGACAGCGCGGAGAAGAACAUAGGAUUAGAGAGAUAUAUUUCGACACACAUGUAGUAUUGUUACAAAAUAUCUUCAAUAGUUGUUAAGGAACAUUAGUCUGAAUUUAAUUUGUACAUUUUAAAGACGAACUCUUCUCAAGUGGUGUGUUUAAUUGCGGUGUUUUAGCUGUGGAACUAAUUUAAUUUGAAAUGAUCAUCAUGUUCGUUGAUUUGGAUAUCAACUUCAACUAAAUUUGAUUGACUAACUUUGAUAUUAGAUGUUGUGAUGGAAUGAAUCUGAUUG
Molecule: messenger RNA, 2065 nt
Organism: Vanessa tameamea
Lineage: Eukaryota; Metazoa; Arthropoda; Insecta; Lepidoptera; Nymphalidae
Product: synaptic vesicle glycoprotein 2B-like
Exons: 11
Coding region: 110-1837 (575 amino acids)
Biological process (GO): transmembrane transport
Cellular component (GO): membrane
Molecular function (GO): transmembrane transporter activity
Source: RefSeq, a predicted model, not a curated record